Molecule: messenger RNA, 974 nt
Organism: Cyprinodon tularosa
Lineage: Eukaryota; Metazoa; Chordata; Actinopteri; Cyprinodontiformes; Cyprinodontidae
Gene: uxt
Product: ubiquitously-expressed, prefoldin-like chaperone
Exons: 6
Coding region: 113-586 (157 amino acids)
Biological process (GO): negative regulation of transcription by RNA polymerase II
Molecular function (GO): transcription corepressor activity
Source: RefSeq, a predicted model, not a curated record
GUCGCCAAAAGGGGAAUAAAUCUUCAGGCAGAGACUCCAGGGGCCACAGCGGGACCCAGGGGGCCACAGCGGGGCCUCCGCAGCUUCUGACUGGUUCCGGUUUGAACCAGUUAUGGAGAAAAUGUCUCCUCCUCACAGCGUGGAGGAGAAGGUCCUGCAGUAUGAAGGCUUCAUCAGCGACGUCCUGCGGAGAGACCUUCAGAAGGUGAUGGAGCAGAGGGAUCAGGUCUAUGAGAAGAUGUCGCAGUACCUGCAGCUGAAGAACACCAUCCAGAGCCUGCAGGAGGCGAGCUCGGAGCAGCUGAAGGCCGACGUCGACCUCGGCUGUAACUUCUUCGUUCAAGCCCACGUCGCCGACCCAUCCAGGAUCUUUGUGGCGGUGGGAUUCGGGUUCUUCGUGGAGAUGACGCACGAUGAGGCGCUGCGAUUCAUCGACAAGAAGACGACUCAGCUGUCAGCCUUCACUGAGCAGCUCACCAAAGACUCCGCCAAAAUAAAAGCGCACAUCCGCAUGGUGCUGGAGGGUCUGAGGGAGCUGCAGGGGCUGAGCGACCUUUCAGAGACGCAGAGGAGAGACGUUUUCUAGGAUUCCCACAUGAUGGAGAUGGGUGGAGGUUCUGCUGGAUGCCUGAUGAACAGAAUCUGACCGGAGGAGGAGGAGGAGGAGGAAGGAGCUCCUCAUUAGGAGAGAAGCGUCUCCUUUCCUGAACACUUAGCAGGAGCAACUUCUCAGAUGUGGAAGGAAGCCAUGGCGUCGCCUAUGAUGUCACAUCCUGUUGGUGCUGCUCACACAGGAAGUCAUCUGCCCAGCUGAGACUUUUCAAAAUAAAGCGACUUUAAAAAGUCUGGGGAUUUCGAACCAAUGAACCUCUUUAUUCCAGAAUAAGUGAUGAAAGGAGAACAUUCUCUACUUUCUCUACUAUUUUUAUUUUUAUUUUAGUUUUUGUUUAUUAAAGACUUGGAUUAUUUCCCUG